Messenger RNA from Cariama cristata (Red-legged seriema), 759 nucleotides. Its product is annotated as putative basic leucine zipper and W2 domain-containing protein 1-like 1. Gene Ontology annotation, cellular component: membrane; cytoplasm. Lineage: Eukaryota; Metazoa; Chordata; Aves; Cariamiformes; Cariamidae. Gene Ontology annotation, molecular function: protein binding. The annotation marks the transcript as partial. The record is from RefSeq and is a predicted model, not a curated record. The transcript has 4 exons.
AUAAUCUUGUACGUGAAGGAGGAGAUGAAGAAAAAUAACAUCUCAGAGCAGACUGUGGUAGCCCUAAUCUGGUCAAGUGUAAUGAGCACGGUGGAAUGGAACAAGAAGGAGGAGCUGGUAGCAGAGCAAGCCAUUAAGCACUUGAAGCAAUACAGCCCUCUCCUUGCUGCCUUUACUACCCAAGGUCAGUCAGAGCUGACUCUUCUGCUGAAGAUUCAGGAGUAUUGUUACGACAACAUUCACUUCAUGAAGGCCUUCCAGAAAAUAGUGGUGCUGUUCUAUAAAGCUGAAGUUCUGAGUGAAGAACCCAUCCUGAAGUGGUAUAAAGAUGCGCAUCUUGCAAAAGGCAAGAGUGUUUUUCUGGAGCAAAUGAAAAAGUUUGUUGAGUGGCUCAAGAAUGCUGAAGAAGAGUCGGAGUCUGAAGCUGAAGAGGGUGACUGACCUGUGAAACUCUGUCCUCGGUAAAGCAAACAGCAGCUGUAGAUAAGUGUCACGUCUCAUGUGUCCUCCUGAUUCUUACCUCCUACCUCCCUGUGUCAAGCAUGAUAUAAGGGCUCUCAUGGCAAUUUAUUUUAACUGUUUUCUAUAGUUACUGAAAUACUGGGUUUAGUUUUUAAAACCAUGUUUUAAGUAGCUUACAGGAGCUAUUCUAGAUUGGACUCUAACCUGCAUUUGUCCUUUCAGUUAUAGUCUACCUCCUGUAUUUUCUACUGUAAUAAUGUAAUUUCAGGCCUUCCACAAUGAAAUCCAUUUUAUCUC